AAUUUAAUGAGAGCCCUCAAAAUAUUAUUUUUUUACCAACCAACAAUCGAAAGCUAAAUAAAAUAAAUAAAGCUAACUAAAAAGUCAUUUAGAAAAAACACUCUAUAAUUGUAUGUAAAAAAUUAACUAAGUGGGAAGUUUCUAUAAAUAGAGAAGCAUCCACCUCGGUUCUUAGAUAUCAUUUCUCAAGGUUGUUUAUAAUCACAUUCUAAUGACCAAAAAGUGAAGAGUAUAUAUUAAGAAUGGCUUCAACUGGUCUAAAACGUAAGCUAGAAGGUGAAAUAGAACUAAGAGUUGGUGCAGCUGAUGUAUUUCAUGAACUUUAUCGAGACAAACCACAUGAAAUUAGCAACAUCUACCCUGAAUUUGUCCAAGGUUGUGAUUUGCACGAUGGUGCUUAUGGUACUCCUGGAUCCAUCAUCUAUUGGAGAUAUACUCUUGAUGGAAAGGCUCAAGUUGCAAAGGAAAUAAUAGAAAUGGUGGAUGAGAAGAACAAGAAGAUAAGAUUCAAAGUGAUAGAAGGGCAUUUAUUGGAUGACUAUAAUUCCUUUGUAUUUGUUUCUCAAGUGAUAUCUGAAGGUGAUGAACUUUGUCUAGUCAAAUGGACACUUGAGUAUGAGAAGAAGCAUUCUGGCAUUCCUGAGCCAUCUAGUUUUAUGGAUCAACUUAUUGAUUCAGCUAGAAGAAUUGAUGAACAUCACCAUCGCCAAAACAAAAAUUAGACUUUCUAAAAAAUCGCCUAUUUCUUCAUUUUAGUUUGUUAGUUCGAGUUUAAUGAAAAUACUCUUACGUAGUUUUGUUAAAUUAGAAUGAAUAAAAAAUAAAGGAAUAUCGUGUAUCAUGGGUUUUGUUUCUAUGUUACUACAAAAUAAGGUAUUUGAAUACCAAAAAAUGUGUGUGAGCUAGAUGAAUGGAUGAAAUGCAUAAAUUAUUGAUGAUUAAAAAUAAAAAAAAUGUAUGAACUAAUGAAAUAUUUGUACGUUAUUGUGUGUUUGUAAUGUUAAAUGAAUCAAUGUAAAAUUGUUGUUUUCUUU
Molecule: messenger RNA, 1034 nt
Organism: Amaranthus tricolor (Joseph's coat)
Lineage: Eukaryota; Viridiplantae; Streptophyta; Magnoliopsida; Caryophyllales; Amaranthaceae
Product: MLP-like protein 28
Exons: 2
Coding region: 243-722 (159 amino acids)
Biological process (GO): defense response
Source: RefSeq, a predicted model, not a curated record